This is a messenger RNA of Tetranychus urticae (two-spotted spider mite), 5115 nucleotides long. RefSeq lists its product as uncharacterized. Gene Ontology annotation, molecular function: p53 binding. Gene Ontology annotation, biological process: regulation of apoptotic process. Gene Ontology annotation, cellular component: nucleus. Lineage: Eukaryota; Metazoa; Arthropoda; Arachnida; Trombidiformes; Tetranychidae. The record is from RefSeq and is a predicted model, not a curated record.
AAAUUUUUUAAAUAAAAAGAAAGAGGAAAAGAGAGAGAGAUUUGACGGUGGCGUCUCCUGGCUCUUUGCUUGCACAAACCGGUUAGUUAAUAGUUAGUCAUCUGCUUGUUUGCUGGUAUCUCUUUUUUCCAUGUAUGCAUUGGUAACAUCUAUUUUGAAUUUUGUGCUUAAAGUUAAUAAUUUCAAUUCAAAUGGUUCCUUUAAUCUAGUGAAAACAAUUUAAUGUAUUAAUGUUUAUGUAUCUUAUUGUGUACCUUGUUUAACUUACAACAUGGAAUUGGAAUCUAUGAUUGUGUUAUUUAUUGAGAAAAGGAAAGAAUUAAAUCAAUCACUUGCUAAAGUUGAAGCUCUAACUCGCCAGUUAGAGGAACUCAAAAGUGGUAUCAAUGGGUCAAGCUAUAGAUAUAUCAAUCCAACCAACAAAGUAUCCAAUGAUAAGUUUGAUGAUUUGGAAAAAUUAAGACAAGAGCUUGCGGCACAAACUCGAUUGAAUGACCAACAAAAUGUGACCUUAAUGCAAAAACAAAACUUGUUAAUGCAACGGAAAUGUGAAAUUGCCGGAAUCGAUGAGAGGAUUGCUGAGCUUCAGAGAAGGUUGGCUAUGAAAAGAAUGCUUAACCAACAACUAUCAUCACAGAUGAAAAGUCGUACUGGAGUUGCAUAUGGUCUUCCUAACGAUUCACUUAACUCUGGAAAUCCAAGAUUGAGAAGUUCUGUUGGUCCAUGUAACACAAUUCGUUUAACUAAUAGCUAUAAUCGUAAUAAUAUUAAUACUAAUGUUGCUGCUGUAGAACCAUUUCAACGGUCAACAACAUCCAAUAAUAAUAAUUAUGGUCCCAACGCUUAUGAUAAGUCGGAAGAAAAUCUCGAUAACCUUGCUGAUCACUCUCCGUCCAAGCAACAUAAUAUGUAUGCAACUUCACCUUACAGGAAUAGUGUUGAAAUUAAUUCAUCCAGUCCAUAUCCGCCCUCCACUAAUUUGAAUAUCGCCAAUACAAACGCCAUUAAUAAUAAAAACAACUGUGCCCUUAACUCACAACUUUAUCAAAGGCAACAUCAAUUACAGCAACAGCAGCAGCAUCAUCAUCAACAACAACAACAGCAACAACAAUUUCAAUCUGUUAUUAGGGUUGCUAAUCAUAAAAAUAUGUCUCUUACUGGUGAGAUAAUAAGUCACACAGAAUCACCGGAACAGUCUUCUGAUGGGAACGGAACUUGUGAACCUGUCAAACCACAGUCCGAUGUGGGAGCUGAAACUUUUAUUAGUCCGUUGAAAAACAAGAUACACUUGAGAGAACGGCCUUCGCCCUCCGGAAGUAGCAGUAGCUCAUCUGACCAACUUCCUACUGGUUAUUCUGCAUCAAAGAAAGCUUUAGACAACGGUGUCACUGUUAAUAACCACAGUAAAUCACAUAUUGGUAACCAUAAUCAUUAUGGUACUCGUAUUGAUAAUAAAAUUGAGGGUAACUGUGAUUACUACAAUAGUCACCACUGUUCCGAGUCGAAUGGAUAUGAUGAUAUAAUUAAAACCUCAAAUGAACAGCUAAUAGAUUCUAUUCGCAAAAAUUCACGCUUGGCUAACCAACAUCUCUACCAGCAACAUCAACAAAAACAACUGCAACUACAGCAACAACAUCAACAACAAUCAGAAUUGAUUGAAAAGUGUAUUUCAGAUUUGCCAAAUGGUAACAAUGAUCAAAACACUUCAUCAUUAGACAAAGAUGAUCGAUCCUCAUUGUCUGGUCCUUCUAUAACUUCUUCUGGAUCAAAUUCAUCAUCAGUUCAAGCUAAUAUGGUCAAUGAAAACGGUACUAAUUACAAUUGCAACAACAGUAUUAUCAAUACCAGCAACAACAGUCAGUUGAAAAACAAUUUACGUAUGCAACAGCCUCAAUCCUGUAAAUCAACCUCGUCAAAUAGAUUAACCUCAAAUAACUGUAGUCCUUGCCGAGGAAACUAUAAUAAUGAUAACACAGUGACAGAUCAUAACCAUCAUCACAAUGAUUGCACUGAUAGAAGUGAUUUGAUGAUAAAUAAACCAGUUUGUGAACAGCAUCAAUACCAUCAUCAUCCAAAUCAACAUCAACAUCAUCCUCAUCCUCAUCUUCACCAACAAAACAACUCUUACAUAAGAAAUAGCUAUCCCAAUAAUGAGUCUCAGAUUCCAACGAGCUUUUACGACUAUUCACCAUCAUCUUCAAAUAAUAUCUAUUCAACUUAUACCAAAUCAUGUACGGAUGUACACUCUCGAAAUCUCGCCAACGAUGCCAAUUCUUCAUCUCUUUCCUCCUCCAAUAACACAACAACUUCUUCAGUGCCACAACAACAAGAACAUUCAUCAUCAUCAUUGUCAUCUUCAUGUUCGGAUCCAUCGACAUUUUAUAUAUCUUACGGCAAGAACGGUUAUCACCAUCAACCACCAUCAAGAGAAUCAUCAGUUAAUGGACAAAAGAUUUACAACAAAAACAACAAUGUUGAUGAGAUAAUAAGCUUAAACUCAAGUGAACGCUUACCUCCAACUGGCAAGGAGAGUAAUACUAGUAGUAAUAAUAAUAGUGUUGGUAGCUGCUUUCAACCAAUAAAGCAGGCCAACAACAAUAAUUGUAAACCUCAAAAUCACAAUCAAGAUGGAGAUAUUGAAAGUAAUGAUGAGGAUGUUAAAAGUAAACCUGUCGAGUCUCUCAAUGAUGAGUCAACCUUUUCAAAAGGUGAUGAGAAUCUUAUUACUGAUAAAGAAACCAAACAAGAAAAAGAUUGGUACAAUAUGAAAAGAAGACCUGUAGUUGCUGAUAACAAGAUAGAGAAAGAGUUAGAUAUCUCAAUAGCUGAGAGGAAGCCACUCAACUUUAAAUGGCCACCUCAACAGCAUCACCAGCAACAUCAUGCAAAGCAAACUGUUAAAUCGGAGAAGCAAGAGGAAGGAAAAAAGGUCACUUGGGCAAAGAAAAGGAUUCUUUCUAAAACAACGGACGAUAUUCGAAGUACACCAUCAGAUUCAUUUUCUUACCUUAAAGGUGGUUCACCUAAACGUUCAGAUGCGAUCCGAUUUAGUCCAUCAGUCAACGGUAAUCUCAGUAAACAUGACAAGGACGGAAACAUCGAGAACCAAAAAAACCUGGAUAAAUGUUACAGCGUCUCAAAUGCUAACAACUUCAAAACCAAAAGUUCAUUAAAAAAGGAUAGAAUACCUCAAAAAGAUCAUGAAGGGCUCACAAGAAGAGUCAGUUUUGACCCUUUAGCUCUUUUAUUGGAUGCCGCGUUAGAAGGUGAACUUGAUCUGGUCAAGAAAACAUCCAAAAUACAAGAUGUAAGCGCUGCCAAUGAUGAGGGUAUAACUGCACUUCAUAAUACAAUUUGUGCCGGUCAUUUUGAAAUUGUUAAAUAUUUAGUUGAAAUUGGAUGUGAUGUCAAUGCUCCUGACAGUGAUGGAUGGACUCCUUUACAUUGUGCUGCUUCUUGCAACAAUUUGACAAUGGUUAAAUAUUUGGUUGAACAUGGAGCUUGCAUUUUUGCGACAACUUUUCCUGACAAAGAAACAGCAGCUCAAAAAUGUGAAGAAGGCGAAGAAGGCUUUGAUGGUUGCUCACAAUAUCUUUUACAUAUUCAAGAUGCUUUUGGUCUCAUCAAUGAUGGUAUUGUUUACGCUGUUUAUGAUUAUGAUGCUCAAAGUUCAGAUGAAUUGUCCUUUAAAAAUGGAGACGCCAUUACCAUUCUAAGGCGUGGAGAUGAGGAUGAAAAAGAUUGGUGGUGGGCACGAUUAAACGACAAAGAGGGUUAUGUUCCUCGAAAUUUGCUUGGUUUAUACCCACGAGUAAAAGUGAACCAGGAUAAAAAGGAUGCCAUGGAUUGAAAUGUUGAAAUUGAGAGAAACUUGUCAAAUAUUUUACUAAACGCAAACACUAAACUAAUCAUGAUAAUUAAACCUAAAGGAAUCAUAGUCAUCCUUUGAUUGUUGCCAUGUCCGUCCAUAGGAAAUUAAUGUGAUUAUCAAGGAACCACAAAAAUGAAAGAAUGGAAAUAAGAAACUUACCGAAGUCAGUAAAUCAAUCAAAUUUACACGAACUGAUGACAGUUGGUCGCAUCGGAUCAAUCGAUUUACCCUGAUGCCGCAUUUACAUUCAGGAUCUUAAAGAAAUCAACUUUUAAUAUUUUUUACUCAAUCAAGUGUUAAAUCAAUAACAACGUUUAACAAUUUAUACCAGAAAAUAUAUAUAUUUUAUGCUUAUAUAUAUAUUUUGCUUAUUAGUUAUUUACUUAUUAGCUUAUUUGCUAAGGCCAAUCCAGCAAGCAUAAUAAUUUUGUUAUCGCAAUUUUUAACCAUCAGUUUACAGUUUAUGAAUGUGCCUAAAUUUAAUUUUUCCUGCAGUUAAAUGUAGAUAAUGUUGCCAAAUGGAUGAGACUUUUUAUUUCUAGAACCACAAAACAGACGUUUAAACAAUCAAUUUGAUCUUACGUUUGGAUUGUGUUGAAAUAUGAGCUCAUCACCAAAUCAAGAUUCAAGAUUAGUCUGAAUUUUGGAAAUUUUGAGUUGUAAAAAAAUUAUGAUAACAAAAUGAAGCUUGACCAACCCAAUACACCAGAAUCUCUGUGACUAUUUUGUUAUUUGCAUUAAUCUUGCAUUACUUGAACCUGCUCCAUCCAACAUUUUACCCUUUACCCUAAAUCAACUGAUUUUGUACUGUCUUCACCUUUUUUUAAAAAAUUUCCGUUACAAUUGUACUUAUCACCCACAAACGUCUCAAUUAUCAUCGAUUGGAUAUUGUUUUUUUAUUAAUUUUCUUUACGAUUGUUUUCGCUUUUAAAUUACUGACAUCAAGUUUAUCACCUCAAGUGUAUGAACAUAAAGCACACCAAGAAUUAUUAUAUUAUUAAUAUCAAUUUUAUUAAUUGUCUCCAUUGUUGGAGUGAAAAACGAUAAUAUUUUCUAAUAAUCAUUUACCUUUUUACAAAAUAUUGUUGAUUAAUGAUUACAAUCAACACGAAACAUGUUCAAAAUACAUUUAUAAUACCAAAUGAUUGAAACUUGUCUCUAUCAAAGCAUUUGAUUUGUUUUAAUAAUUCUAAGACAAUAAUCGUUCAACAAAAUAUAAUUUAGAUUAAGAUCUAAGACCAAAU